UCUUCUCUACUUUCAGCAAAAUUCUGGGACCUCUUCGGCAGAGCUGGAGCACUGGCUGCCCUCACAGCUUCCCCGCAGCUUGGGGAUCCUGCAACAAGAACCAAUGAAGAACAAGAGCUAAGCCCUGGAGGAUCUGGUCAUGGAGGCUCGCAGCUAGCGCCAGCAGCAGGUGCCAGUGUUGGGCUGCAGGAAGAGGCAAGACUCGCCGAGGGCCAGGGAAGAAGACAACAGUGCUCAGUUUACUCAGCACAUGGCAGCACAAACAAGAUCGCAGGUGCCUGCUGAGCCUCUACAAGGCGCUGCACUUGUCCAGAGCUAUGACUCACUUUAAGAAAUCCAGGCCAAUCCAAAAAAGCAAAAUGAAGCCUUAGCCACUUGCUACGGGCUGCUAGCAAUGUGACUUGUACUCGUGGUCAGGACCACACAGAACCCGAGCAGAGGCCAUUCGGUGAGGGUCUCACUCUGGGUCCAGCUCCACGGGAGGCAAUGAACAGUAACUUCUGCCGGGCCCUGGUGGACCGCGGGGCUCCCAGCGGCACGCAGUUGGGUGUCGUGGCCCCUGAAGGACAGACGUCGCUGUCAGCCACUGAGCCCCUGGGCAACAUGCCCUUCCUGCUGUACCCGGGCCACGCCGAGCCGCCUUACUACGACGCCUACGCUGGGGUGUUCCCCUACGUGCGGUUUCCGGGCGCCUUCGGGGUCUACGACUACCCGUUCGAGCCCGCCUUCAUCCAGAAGCGCAACGAGCGCGAGCGGCAACGCGUCAAGUGCGUGAACGAGGGCUACGCGCGCCUCCGCGGCCACCUUCCUGGAGCCCUGGCCGAGAAGCGGCUCAGCAAGGUGGAGACCCUGCGCGCUGCCAUCCGCUACAUCAAGUACCUGCAGGAGCUGCUGAGCGCCACCCCAGACGGCAAGCCACCCGCGGCCAGGUCCCAGUCGCCAGUCCGUGCGGGCCAAGGCAACGCGCCGCAGGCCCCCUUCCUGGUGCCCGAGUCCAGGGGGUCCUCCUCCUUCUCCUCCUCACCUUUCUUGGAGUCAGAGGAACCCAGCCUUUGAUCGGUGUCCCUCUAGGGAACAGUAAUGGGGGCGGCUGGAUCUGGUGUCCUGUGCUGGGCAGGACAGUGAUGUUCAAGGGCUGUGCUCCUACCUCCGCCCUUUGGGCCAAAUGUGCGGACCUGGAGUAGAAAGGGCGAGAUGGGGAUCCCAGGAGGUGCUGAGGGCAGUGAGGAGCGGAGCUUUGGACAGCUCCUGAACCUGACUGCUGUUUGGCCACUGGGCGGCUCUGUUGUCCACCACAGCAACAGGUCCCCAGGAAGCAGCCGCACUUUGACUAAGUCAGUGUCAUGCCUGGGUCUUCCACAAGAUGGCCUCAAAUACUAGCGGGGAGCUUGAUUACUCUAGAGAGCAGGAAUUCCAGACGGAGGAAGACCGUGCAGCUGCGUGAAUUCAGCACCCUGGAA
Molecule: messenger RNA, 1460 nt
Organism: Mesocricetus auratus (golden hamster)
Lineage: Eukaryota; Metazoa; Chordata; Mammalia; Rodentia; Cricetidae
Gene: Ascl5
Product: achaete-scute family bHLH transcription factor 5
Exons: 1
Coding region: 487-1056 (189 amino acids)
Biological process (GO): developmental process; regulation of transcription by RNA polymerase II
Molecular function (GO): RNA polymerase II transcription regulatory region sequence-specific DNA binding; protein dimerization activity; DNA-binding transcription factor activity, RNA polymerase II-specific
Source: RefSeq, a predicted model, not a curated record